Messenger RNA from Lathyrus sativus (Indian pea), 1470 nucleotides. The record is from the annotation of a GenBank genome assembly. NCBI's taxonomy places the organism in Eukaryota, Viridiplantae, Streptophyta, Magnoliopsida, Fabales, Fabaceae.
AUGAACAGGGUUAAGAAACUCAAGAGCGAGUCAACCGAGUUGCCUGACUGUAUUAUAUCGUAUAUCUUUUCCAAGUUAAGUUUGAAGAAUUUGGUGAAAACUAGUGUUUUGUCCAAACAAUGGUAUCACGAAUGGGGUUUAAAGAAGGACCUCAAAUUUGAUCUCUUUAACAUGUUUGAUUAUGAUACAAUUCCAGACUCACCAAUAACCCUUCCACUCUUUCAACAACUUCAAUCUCAAUUUGCCGCAAGUUUGGAUACUUUCAUGCACAAAUAUCCCGGUGACACCAUCCGUUCAAUCCAAGUUAGUUUUCCAUUAGGUGUCGAUCAUACUUAUGCCAUCGAUGGAUUGAUUCACAAUGGACUUCUUAAGGGUGUCAAUCGUAUUGAGCUGCUAUUAGCAAAUAAAACUAAUUUUAAAAAGCCAUACAUAACUGAUUUAAAAAUAGAGCCAUACAAAUUUUUAUUCCCUUUCUUGUCUGGCCCUAAUUCUCUCACAUAUCUACACCUACAGAACUGCCAUAUAGCAGCAACUAUGGAAUUUUCUGGAUUGAAGAAUUUGACAACUCUUGUGUUGACUCGAGUUCCUGUGGAGCAGAAUAUGCUUCAGGAUCUGUGUUUUAACUGCAUCCGUCUUGAGAACUUCACUCUUAAUCAAUGUUGCUUCCUAUCUCACUUAAAAAUAACUAGUCCAACAUUGCUUCAUUUGAACAUUAACUGCAAGCCUCUCAUCACAAUGCCGUGGAAUAUUGAUAUCAUGUCACCAAGUCUCUUAUACAUAGAAUAUUCUCCCAAAUUUUUCCCAAAUCUAUUACCCAAGGUGAAAAUUGACUCUCCUAUGUUAUCCAAGCUUACCUAUAGAAGCGCUAAACUUUUUAAUCUCGAGUUUUCUAGACUGACAAAUGUUACAACAAUUGUGUUGGAUCGACUCUGUGAAGAUGAUGAUGCCAUAACACAUUUGUUUUCUAAAUGUCUCCAACUGGAAGAUGUCACCUUAAACAUGUGCCGCUUCACGUCUGAUGUCAACAUUAUCAGUGCAAAGUUGCGUCACUUGAGUUUAGUUCAUUGUUACCAUAGGUAUAGCCGUACUUGUAAGAUUGAUAUUCAUGCUAUGAAUCUCUCAUCUUUUCAAUAUAGAGGUUACAAGCAUAUGAGGAGCAUGGUUUCUCUUGAGGCUCCAAAGUUAUUGAAGGUUUUUUGGGAUGCCGGUUUUAACGAGAUAAAUGUCUAUAACUUUUCUACAACUUCAAGAUUACAUCAACAUGAGAAUUUCGCUAUGCCAAUGACCCUUUCACAGAUAUCCAAGUUGACGAACGAGUAUUUGAUUCAAUAUCCAAAACUUACACAAUUGGAAUUAUUUACUGGUGGAGCAUAUAAUCCUAAUAUGGAUAGCUUUUGGAUUUUAGAUAUUGCAAUGGCUUCUCAGGAUCUCCUAAAACUUUCUCUAAGAGUUACUUAUUCAACCCUUUAG